Messenger RNA from Recurvomyces mirabilis, 1092 nucleotides. RefSeq lists its product as uncharacterized. Bases 1 to 1092 code for a protein of 363 amino acids. The record is from RefSeq and is a predicted model, not a curated record. Lineage: Eukaryota; Fungi; Ascomycota; Dothideomycetes; Mycosphaerellales; Teratosphaeriaceae. The transcript has 3 exons.
AUGGUAUCCGGAGGAGACGCUUCACCGAUUGCUGUUCUCGCGGUCACAGUGGUCUUUACGGUACUCGCAACUCUCUGUGCAAUUCUUCGACUUUUCACUAGACUUGCGAUCGCGCACAAUGCGGGCUGGGACGACGCCUUCAUUGCAGCAGCGACGGUCUUCUCGAUUGGUUCCGCCGGGUUGACGAUUCUGGAAUCUGCCUAUGAUCAGCGACGACGGCAUGCUGGGAUCGAUGCCUCGCAGCAGCUUACAUAUGUGAAGUCAGUGUAUGCUUCGAUCAUCCUUUAUAAUGCGGCAUUAUUCUGUAUCAAGAUCUCGCGUGGCUUCCGAAUAGCAUGCUUCACUCUUAUGGCGGCUGUCAUAGUCUACUCCAAUUGGUGUGUAUGGAGCGCUAUCUUCUUCUGCACGCCUGUGUCGGCGUUCUGGGACUUCACCAUCAUUGCUGCGAGAUGCUUCGAUAAGCAAUCAGUGUGGUUUGCGAACGCCGCCAUCAACAUCAUCAGCGAUAUUGCUACGGUCAUCCUACCUCUGCCAAUGAUCAACCGGCUUAAUAUGCAACGAAAGUCAAAAGCAGCUCUCAUGGGGGUCUUUACACUUGGAUUCCUCGCAUGCCUAAUGUCGAUAUUGCGCUUGGAGUCCUUGUAUGCUGCUGCUCAUCUUCAAGAUGGCCUGAACUAUCACGGCGCCAUGGCCGCACUGUGGAGCGCCGUGGAGAUCAAUACCGGCAUAAUGUGCUCGUGUCUUCCGACGCUACGGACCCUGCUUAUACGAGUCGUACCGCAUGCUCUCAGUUCAUCGCAUCGCACAGUACCUUCUGGCCAGGACCCACGCACUCGAAGCAAUGCACAUAAGGGCGCCAUGAUCUCACUUCAUGACCAUGGCCGCGGACUCAGUGGGCGAGAUGAGCCGACGCAGUCAGCCUAUGCACGCAGGCAUAGCUCCAUUGAUCUCGAUGUGCUUGGAAGCUCGACAAAAGAGAUCAGGGUUGUCACAGUGGUCGACCAAGAGUUUGGUAAACACGGAGAUGAGGGUGAUCGAAGUGAAGAGGGUAGCAUGCGGGAUCUGAUACACAGGACAUCGUCGUCGGUCUGA